This is a messenger RNA of Cheilinus undulatus (humphead wrasse), 995 nucleotides long. Its product is annotated as glutathione S-transferase Mu 3-like. Gene Ontology annotation, molecular function: glutathione transferase activity. Lineage: Eukaryota; Metazoa; Chordata; Actinopteri; Labriformes; Labridae. The record is from RefSeq and is a predicted model, not a curated record. Gene Ontology annotation, biological process: glutathione metabolic process. The transcript is spliced from 8 exons. Bases 99 to 758 code for a protein of 219 amino acids.
CCCCGCCCACCUCUCCAUGUGAAAGGCACCAGCCGCCUCCUCUCCCUCUCCGAGCAGCGAGUCUCAGCAAUCUGCAGAAUCACGAAGAGUGAAUCAAAAUGACUAUGACACUGGCUUACUGGGAUAUUCGUGGGCUUGCCCAGCCUGCCCGCCUGCUGCUGGAGUACACUGAAACCAAGUAUGAGAACAAGUUUUACGUCUGUGGUGAAGCUCCUAAUUAUGACAAGAGCUGCUGGUUUGAUGUGAAAAACAAACUGGGAAUGACCUUUCCAAAUCUGCCCUACUUGGAGGAUGGAGACAGGAAGAUAGUGCAGAGCAAUGCUAUCAUGCGAUACAUCGCUCGCAAGCACAAUAUGUGUGGCGAGACGGAGGACGAGAGGAUCCGUGUGGACAUCAUGGAGAACCAGGCCAUGGACUUCAGAAACGGCUUUGUGAGGUUGUGCUAUGGUGAAUUUGACAAGAUGAAGCCAGGAUACCUCCAGGUGCUACCAGGAACACUGCAGCAGUUCUCAGACUUUUUGGGGGAGAGGAUGUGGUUUGCUGGUGAUAAGAUCACUUUCGUGGACUUCAUCAUGUACGAGCUGCUGGAUCAACAUAGGAUGUUUCACCCUACAUGCCUGGAUGACUUCAAGAACCUCAAAGACCUAUUAGACCGUUUUGAGGCUCUGGAUAAGAUUGCUGCAUACAUGAAGUCAGAGCGAUUCAUGAAGACUCCAGUGAACAACAAGAUGGCCAAGUGGGGAAACAAGAAAGAGUGAAGAUGAAGCACUUCUGCCUUAAACAAACUGAACAGGACGAUGUUCAAAAAUGCAUUGAAAUCCAAUAAAAGACUAGCGAAGAUUUUUUUUUUUUACCUGUUAACCUUGUUGGUUGUGUAGCAUUAUUGUUAAUUCUCUCUAGUUGAAUCAAAGUUCUUGAAAAGACACUUCAACUUUGUACUUUUAUUAUGGAUUUGUAGACACUUUAAUUUGAAUAAAAGCACUUAAUUUCUUUGA